AUGGCUGGCCACGAACCUUCUGUUCAAGAUUCCGUAUCAAAAUGGACAACGCGAUUACUGCAUUAUACGCUGGCCCUGGCAUUCCUAACAGUCUCCUCUGUGAGCUCCGACAAGACCGCAGCUGACUACUAUGUACAAUCGCUGCCUGGACAGCCUGAUGGACCGCUGCUGAAAAUGCACGCUGGGCACAUUGAGAUCACACCCGAACACAAUGGACAUCUUUUCUUCUGGCAUUACGAGAACCGACACAUUGCUGAUCGACAGCGGACGGUCAUCUGGCUCAAUGGCGGUCCAGGGUGCAGCUCGAUGGAUGGUGCGAUGAUGGAGCUUGGUCCAUACCGCGUGGAAGAAGGAGGAAAGUUGAUAUAUAACGAAGGCUCGUGGGAUGAGUUCGCGAAUUUAUUGUUUGUGGACAAUCCAGUUGGUACAGGCUUCAGCUACGUCAACACGGACAGCUACCUACAUGAAUUGCAAGAGAUGGCAGACCAAUUCCUGGUGUUUAUGGAAAAGUGGUUCGCCCUCUUUCCAGAGUAUGAGAAUGACGACCUGUACUUUGCCGGGGAGUCGUACGCCGGUCAGCAUAUACCGUAUAUUACACGGACGAUUCUCGAUCGCAACGCCAGAGCAGGCAUUGAAGGGAAGCAGGAAUGGAACAUCAAGGGCCUUCUGAUUGGCAACGGCUGGAUUUCGCCAAAAGAACAAUACUUAUCGUAUCUUCCCUUCGCGUAUCAGGAGGGGCUCAUACAAGGCGGCACAGAGGCAGCCAACAAGGUCGAGGCUUCACAGACAAAAUGUCUCGCUGAAUUGGGAAAGCCAGGUGGUUCUGAAAAGGUGGAUGUCAAUCAGUGUGAGACCGUUCUGUCCAUGAUACUCGACGUGACCAAGAAAGACGGGAAGUGCUACAACAUGUACGACAUCCGGCUACAAGACCACUGGCCGUCGUGUGGCAUGGCAUGGCCACCCGACUUGACGGAAGUGACACCUUAUCUUCGGCGGCAAGAUGUCAUUGAUGCUUUGCACAUCAACCCAGACAAGCGGACAGGAUGGACGGAAUGCUCGGGCGCUGUUUCUUCUGCUUUCCGAGCCAGUCAUUCGAAACCUAGUGUUGAUUUCCUUCCAGGUAUAUUGGAGGCCGGUGUUCCUAUCUUGCUUUUCAGCGGCGCGAAAGACAUGAUCUGCAACCACCUCGGCACAGAGGACAUGAUUGGCAAUUUGCAAUGGUCUGGAGGUACUGGAUUCGAGCUGAGCCCCGGGGUUUGGGCGCCCAAGCGUGACUGGACCUUUGAGGAAGAGCCGGCAGGCUUUUAUCAGGAAGCACGAAAUCUGACGUAUGUGCUCUUCUACAACGCCAGCCAUAUGGUGCCAUUUGACUGGCCAAGGCGUAGUCGGGACAUGCUCGAUCGGUUCAUGGGAGUGGACAUCGCCAGCAUUGGAGGCACACCAGCCGACAGUCGACUUGACGGGGAGAAAGCAGGGAGCGAAACAAGUGUGGGUGGUCAUCCCAACAGCACCGCUGCGAUCGAAGACGAAAAGAGCAGACUCAAGGAAGCGGAACUUAAGGCGUAUUAUCGCAGUGGAGAGGCUGCCCUUGUGAUUGUACUGAUUGCUGCGAUCUUGUUUGGCUGGUGGGUGUGGCAUUCGAGAAGGGUGCAAUCACGAGGAUAUCUAAGUGUGCCGCUCAUGAACGGUUCUUCUGUGAAAAGAAGAGACGUGGAAGCAGGAGAUUUCGAUGAAAAUGAGCUGGACAAUCUCCGCUCGAGUCGUCUACAGGCGAAUCUAGACACGGAGCCAUACGAUCUCGCAUCUGACAGCGACGACGACAUCACAGCUCAACAAAGGGACAGCGCAAAAGAAACGCGCCACGGGUAA
Molecule: messenger RNA, 1869 nt
Organism: Exophiala spinifera
Lineage: Eukaryota; Fungi; Ascomycota; Eurotiomycetes; Chaetothyriales; Herpotrichiellaceae
Exons: 2
Coding region: 1-1869 (622 amino acids)
Biological process (GO): apoptotic process; proteolysis
Cellular component (GO): trans-Golgi network
Molecular function (GO): serine-type carboxypeptidase activity
Source: RefSeq, a predicted model, not a curated record